UUUAUACUCCUCUCUUCGUUGAAACCAACCUAAAACCAGAAUCCCUCCUACUCCCUAAACCCAACGCACCAUUUCUGAUUUGCUAAAUGCUCCAAACCCCCCAAUAACUUUCACAAACAACCCCUUCCAAGGAUUGGAGCUUCUUCUCUCUGCACCCUCUUCUCCAAGGUGAUAAAAAGAUGUCAGAAGCCCAAAGGCGGUCACCGUUGGGCGGCGUAGGCCGGGGUAGCUAUGGCUACCUUAAUGGAGCAAUUCCAUUAAGGACCCAUACUCCAUUGCCGGAAGUUGAUGAAUUCUGUUUUGCCCUUGGAGGAAAGAGGUCAAUUCACAGUAUCUUAAUAGCAAACAAUGGAAUGGCUGCUGUCAAGUUCAUGCGGAGCAUAAGGACGUGGGCUUAUGAGACAUUUGGCACGGAGAAGGCCAUAUUGUUGGUGGCCAUGGCCACCUCAGAGGAUAUGAGAAUCAAUGCAGAGCACAUCAGGAUUGCCGAUCAGUUUGUAGAAGUGCCAGGUGGAACUAACAAUAAUAACUAUGCUAACGUGCAGCUCAUUGUAGAGAUGGCAGAGAUAACACAUGUUGAUGCAGUUUGGCCAGGUUGGGGUCAUGCCUCUGAGAACCCUGAACUGCCAGAUGCACUAGAUGCAAAGGGAAUCAUCUUUCUUGGGCCGCCAGCUACGUCCAUGGCUGCAUUGGGAGAUAAAGUUGGCUCCUCAUUGAUUGCCCAAGCAGCUGAAGUUCCCACCCUUCCAUGGAGUGGUUCUCAUGUAAAAAUUCCGGCCAACAGCUGUUUGGAUACCAUACCAGAUGACAUAUAUAGCAAAGCAUGUGUUUACACUACAGAGGAAGCAAUUUCUAGCUGUCAAGUGGUAGGGUACCCUGCUAUGAUAAAGGCAUCCUGGGGUGGUGGUGGUAAAGGCAUAAGAAAGGUUCACAAUGACGAUGAAGUCAGGGCAUUGUUCAAGCAAGUUCAGGGUGAAGUUCCUGGCUCACCUAUAUUCAUAAUGAAGGUUGCUUUUCAGAGCCGGCAUCUAGAAGUCCAGUUGCUAUGCGAUCAAUAUGGCAAUGUUGCAGCUUUGCACAGUCGUGACUGCAGUGUUCAGAGGAGACAUCAAAAGAUCAUUGAGGAAGGUCCAAUUACAGUGGCCCCCCUAGAAACAGUUAAAAACCUGGAGCAGGCAGCGAGAAGGUUAGCCCAAUCUGUGAAUUAUGUUGGAGCUGCUACUGUUGAGUAUCUGUACAGUAUGGAGACCGGGGAGUACUAUUUCUUAGAGCUCAAUCCUCGAUUACAGGUAGAGCAUCCUGUCACAGAGUGGAUAGCUGAAAUAAAUCUGCCAGCAGCACAGGUAGCAGUUGGAAUGGGAAUUCCUCUCUGGCAAAUUCCUGAAAUAAGGCGCUUUUAUGGAAUGGAAUAUGGUGGAGGGUAUGAUGCUUGGAGAAGAACAUCCGUUUUUGCUACCCCAUUUGACUUUGACAAGGCAGAAUCUACGAGGCCAAAAGGUCAUUGUGUAGCUGUGCGUGUAACAAGUGAGGAUCCGGAUGAUGGUUUUAAGCCUACCAGUGGGAAAGUACAGGAGCUGAAUUUUAAAAGCAAGCCAAAUGUGUGGGCGUACUUCUCUGUUAAGUCUGGAGGAGGCAUUCAUGAAUUUUCAGAUUCUCAAUUUGGUCAUGUUUUUGCCUUUGGAGAGUCUAGAGCCCUAGCAAUUUCGAAUAUGGUUCUUGGGCUGAAGGAAAUUCAAAUUCGGGGAGAAAUUCGUUCAAAUGUUGAUUACACAAUUGACCUAUUACAUGCUUCAGAUUACAAGGACAACAAGAUACACACCGGCUGGUUGGAUGGUAGAAUAGCAAUGCGAGUUAGAGCUGAAAGGCCUCCUUGGUAUCUCUCUGUGGUUGGAGGGUCUCUUUAUAAAGCAUUUGCUAGCAGUAACGCUAUGGUUUCAGAGUAUCUUGGUUAUCUUGAAAAGGGCCAAAUCCCUCCCAAGCACAUCUCACUUGUUUACUCCCAAGUUUCAUUGAAUAUUGAAGGAAGCAAAUAUACAAUUGAUAUGGUGAGAGGAGGACCAGGAAGUUACAGAUUGAGAAUGAAUGAAUCAGAGAUUGAGGCUGAGAUACACAGUCUUCGUGAUGGAGGUUUACUAAUGCAGUUGGAUGGAAACAGUCAUGUGAUAUAUGCAGAGGAAGAAGCUGGUGGAACUCGCCUUCUCAUUGAUGGAAGGACUUGCUUGCUUCAGAAUGAUCAUGAUCCAUCCAAGCUAGUGGCAGAGACUCCGUGCAAGCUACUAAGGUUUUUGGUUGCGGAUGGUAGUCAUGUUGAUGCUGAUACACCUUAUGCAGAGGUAGAGGUUAUGAAGAUGUGCAUGCCACUCCUUUCACCUACUGCUGGGAUUAUCCACUUCAGGAUGUCUGAAGGCCAGGCCAUGCAGGCUGGUGAGCUUAUAGCAAGGCUUGAUUUAGAUGAUCCAUCAGCUGUAAGAAAAUCAGAACCUUUCACUGGGACCUUUCCAGUCUUGGGCGCUCCUACUGCAAUAUCUGGAAAAGUUCAUCAGAGGUGUAAUGCUAGUUUGAAUGCAGCCCGGAUGAUUCUAGCUGGAUAUGACCAUGAUAUUGAUGAAGUUGUGCAAAACUUGCUCAGUUGUCUUGAUAAUCCUGAGCUCCCUUGCCUUCAAUGGCAAGAAUGCUUGUCUGUUCUGGCAAUGCGGCUUCCUAAAGAUCUCAGAUACGAGCUGGAAUCAAAAUACAAAGAGUAUGAAUGUAUCUCGAUCUUGCAAAAUGUGGAUUUCCCUGCCAAAGUGCUACGGGCUGUUCUUGAGGCCCAUCUUAGUUCUUUGACUGACAAAGAAAGAGCAGCCCUAGAAAGGCUUGUUGAACCUUUGAUGAGUCUUGUUAAGUCUUAUGAAGGUGGAAGAGAGAGUCAUGCCCGUGGUAUUGUUCAGGCCCUUUUUGAGGAGUAUUUAUCCGUGGAGGAAAUAUUUAAUGACAGUAUCCAGGCUGAUGUGAUUGAACGUUUUCGUCUUCAAUAUAAGAAAGAUCUCUUGAGGGUUGUGGAUAUCGUAUUCUCUCAUCAGGGCAUCAAGGGUAAAAAUAAACUGAUACUGAGACUCAUGGAACACUUGGUGUACCCUAAUCCUGCUGCAUAUAGGGAUAAACUAAUCCGUUUCUCUGCACUCAAUCAUAGAAGCUAUUCUGAGUUGGCAUUGAAGGCAAGCCAACUUCUAGAACAGACCAAAUUGAGUGAACUCCGGUCCAACAUUGCUAGAAGUCUUUCUGAAUUAGAGAUGUUUACUGAAGAUGGUGAAAAAUGGGAUACCCCAAGGAGGAAAAGUGCCAUUGAUGAGAGGAUGGAGGAUCUUGUCAAUGCUCCUUCAUCAGUUGAAGAUGCCCUUGUGGGUCUUUUUGACCACACUGAUCACACCCUUCAGAGACGGGUUGUGGAGACGUAUGUUCGUAGACUAUAUCAGCCCUUCCUUAUAAAGGGUAGCGUCAGGAUGCAAUGGCACAGGUAUGGUCUUAUUGCUUCAUGGGAGUUCUUGGAAGAGCAUAUUGAGAGAAAGUAUGGUUUUGAAGAUCAAAUAUCAGGCAAACCAGUAGUUGAGAAACACACUGAGAGGAAAUGGGGAGCCAUGGUCAUCAUCAAAUCUCUUCAGUUUUUGCCAACAGUAAUAAGCUCUGCACUGAGGGAAGCUACUCAUGGUACACAUGACAGCAUCCCAAAUGGAUCUGCUGAGCCGACAAGCUAUGGUAAUAUGCUUCAUAUCGCAUUAGUAGGCAUCAACAACCAGAUGAGUUUGCUUCAGGACAGCGGUGAUGAAGAUCAGGCUCAAGAGAGAAUUCACAAGUUAGCCAAAAUAGUUAGAGAGAAAGAAGUUGGCUCCAAUCUUCGGACUGCAGGUGUAGGUGUUAUUAGCUGCAUCAUACAGAGGGAUGAAGGACGAAACCCUAUGAGGCACUCAUUUUAUUGGUCAACAGAAAAACAUCACUAUGAGGAAGAGCCUAUAUUGCGCCAUGUGGAGCCUCCUCUAUCGAUAUACCUUGAAUUGGACAAGCUCAACGGCUAUGAGAAUAUACAAUACACUCCAUCACGAGACCGUCAAUGGCACCUAUACACUGUUACAGACAAGCCAUUACCAAUCCAGAGGAUGUUCCUCAGAACCCUUGUAAGGCAGCCAACCUCAAAUGGAGGGUUCAUGGGCCUAGACAUGGGAGCAUAUAGGUCCCCGGUGGCAAUACCUUUUACUUCAAGGAGCAUCUUGAGAUCCUUAAGAACCGCAAUAGAAGAGUUGGAACUCUAUGGUCAUAACACAACUGUUCAAUCUGAUCAUGCUCAUAUGUAUCUCUAUAUCCUGCGGGAGCAACAAAUAGAAGAUCUUGUGCCAUACUCAAGGAGAGUGGAAAUAGAUGCUGGGCAAGAAGAAGCCGCAGUUGAGAAAAUUUUGGAAAACCUGGCACGUGAAAUUCAUGCAUCUGUCGGGGUGAAGAUGCAUCGUUUAGGUGUUUGUGAGUGGGAAGUCAAGCUCUGGAUGGCAUCUGCUGGACAAGCAACUGGUGCUUGGAGGGUUGUGGUUGAGAACGUGAGUGGUCACACAUGCACUGUCCAUAUAUAUAGGGAAUUGGAGGAUACGACUAAACAAAGACCAGUCUACCACUCUAAUUCUGUGAGGGGCUCUCUACAUGGUGUACCUGUGACUGCACCAUAUCAGCUUCUAAAAGCUCUUGAUCGGAAACGGCUUUUGGCCAGGAAAAGCAGCACUACAUACUGCUACGAUUUCCCAUUGGCAUUUGAAACGGCCUUGGAAAAGUUUUGGGCAUCCCAAUUCCCAGGUAGUAGAAGAGUACGUAGUAAAGUUGUCAAAGUCAAGGAGCUCGUAUUUGCUGAUCAAAAAGGCUCCUGGGGUACUCCUCUUGUCGCGGUGGUGCGCCCACCUGGUCAGAAUGAUGUUGGAAUGGUAGCCUGGACUAUUGAAAUGUCUACUCCUGAGUUCCCUUCUGGGAGGACAAUCUUGGUAGUAGCAAAUGACGUGACUUUCAAAGCUGGAUCUUUUGGUACAAGGGAGGAUGCAUUUUUCUUUGCGGUUACUGAGCUUGCUUGUUCUAAGAAACUGCCUUUAAUUUACUUGGCAGCAAACUCAGGGGCUCGUAUAGGAGUAGCUGAGGAAGUGAAAGCUUGCUUUAAAGUUGGUUGGUCUGAUGAAUCAAGCCCAGAACGUGGCUUUCAGUAUGUGUAUUUGACUCCUGAAGAUUAUGAGCGAAUUCAGUCAUCUGUGUUGGCACAUGAGUUAAAGCUGGGAAAUGGAGAGACCAGAUGGGUAAUAGAUAGCAUUGUAGGAAAGGAGGACGGCUUAGGGGUUGAGAACUUAUCUGGGAGUGGAGCCAUUGCAGCUGCAUAUGCAAGGGCAUACAAGGAAACCUUCACCUUAACAUAUGUAACAGGAAGAACUGUUGGGAUAGGUGCUUACCUUGCUCGUCUUGGUAUGCGGUGCAUACAGCGACUUGAUCAGCCUAUUAUUCUUACUGGUUUUUCUGCACUGAACAAACUACUGGGCCGGGAGGUUUACAGCUCCCACAUGCAACUGGGUGGGCCUAAAAUCAUGGCCACCAAUGGGGUUGUUCACCUGACAGUCUCACAUGAUCUUGAAGGGGUAUCAGCUAUUUUGAAAUGGCUAAGCUUUGUCCCACCCUACUCAGGCGGUCCACUUCCCAUUUUGGCGCCCUCAGAUCCUCCAGAGAGGCCCGUUGAGUACUUCCCUGAGACUGCAUGUGAUCCCCGUUUGGCAAUCUGCGGUGUUCUCAAUGGAAGUGGGAAGUGGCUCGGGGGUAUGUUUGACAAGGAUAGCUUUGUUGAGACCCUGGAAGGCUGGGCAAGGACAGUAGUGACAGGAAGGGCAAAGCUUGGGGGAAUCCCUGUAGGAAUAAUUGCUGUUGAAACUCAGACUGUGAUGCAAGUUCUCCCCGCAGAUCCUGGGCAACCUGAUUCCCACGAAAGGAUUGUACCUCAAGCUGGUCAAGUAUGGUUUCCUGAUUCUGCAACUAAGACAGCUCAAACAAUGAUGGAUUUUAACAGGGAAGAGCUCCCCCUCUUCAUUCUUGCUAACUGGAGAGGCUUCUCAGGUGGGCAGAGGGACCUUUUUGAAGGGAUCCUUCAGGCAGGGUCAAUGAUUGUCGAGAACCUUAGGACGUACAAGCAACCUAUUUUUGUAUAUAUCCCUAUGAUGGGUGAGCUCCGAGGUGGGGCAUGGGUGGUUGUGGAUAGUAGGAUCAAUUCAGACCAUAUCGAAAUGUAUGCAGAACGCACUGCCAUGGGAAAUGUCCUUGAACCAGAAGGGAUGAUUGAGAUCAAAUUCAGAACAAAAGAGUUGCUAGAGUGCAUGGGUAGGCUCGACCAACAGCUGAUCCAUCUGAAGGCAAAACUUCAGGAAGCCCGGGGUACUGCUGGGGCUCAUGCAACUUGUGAAUCCCUGCAGAAGCAGAUUAAAGCACGGGAGAAGCAGCUCUUACCGGUAUACAUUCAGAUAGCCACAAAAUUUGCAGAACUGCAUGACACUUCACUGAGGAUGAAAGCUAAAGGAGUAAUCAGAGAAGUUGUUGACUGGAGUAACUGCCGGUCUUUCUUCUACAAGAGAUUGCUCCGGCGGGUUGGCGAGACUUCUCUGAUCAAGACUGUCAGAGAUGCUGCCGGUGAGCAGUUGUCUUAUGAAUCUGCAAGGGACCUGGUCAAGAAGUGGUUUUUGGAUUCCAAGAAUGCAGAAGGUGGAGAAAAUGCUUGGACAGAUGAUGAGCUUUUCUUUGCAUGGAAGGAUAAUCCAGGAAACUACGAGGAAAAGCUACAGGAGCUGCGGGUACAAAAAGUAUUGCUUCAAUUAUCAAAUAUUGGGGAUUCACCAUUAGAUCUACAAGCUCUACCUCAGGGUCUUGCUGCCCUUUUGAACAAGGUGGACCCGUCAAGUCGAGCUCAAUUGAUCGAGGAACUUGGGAAGGUGCUCAAUUAAUUAGCUUCCUUUCCACUUUCAUGGCCUCCUUCAACAAUGGGUACAGAACCUGAAAUUCCUGCAGUUAUUUUCUGGUGAGAUGAAAUUUAUCUUGUAGAAGAGGAACUAGAGGGUGCCCUCUGAUGAGUUAGUUUCACUGUUUUUGCGAAUUGUUUUUCUUUCGAAUUGUAAAUUACUCGUGUACUGAGUUAACGUAGGAUUAUGAUCUUCAUUUGUUGAAAGAGGAAAUAACCUUCUUGGCAUGUUCUGCUCUUUCACGUGUUGCAAAGACAAUGGAGAGAGAAAUUAAGAAAUAUGGAAGAGCAUAAUAAUGUUGAUUACAUAUUAAA
Diospyros lotus (date-plum) is the source of this 7309-nucleotide messenger RNA. RefSeq names its product acetyl-CoA carboxylase 1-like. Gene Ontology annotation, biological process: fatty acid biosynthetic process. Lineage: Eukaryota; Viridiplantae; Streptophyta; Magnoliopsida; Ericales; Ebenaceae. Gene Ontology annotation, molecular function: acetyl-CoA carboxylase activity; metal ion binding; ATP binding. The transcript has 32 exons. Bases 180 to 6980 code for a protein of 2266 amino acids. The record is from RefSeq and is a predicted model, not a curated record.